Centropristis striata (black sea bass) is the source of this 8471-nucleotide messenger RNA. It is a transcript of the gene zanl, whose product is annotated as zonadhesin, like. Gene Ontology annotation, molecular function: calcium ion binding; protein binding. Gene Ontology annotation, cellular component: membrane. Bases 66 to 8204 code for a protein of 2712 amino acids. Lineage: Eukaryota; Metazoa; Chordata; Actinopteri; Perciformes; Serranidae. The record is from RefSeq and is a predicted model, not a curated record. The transcript is spliced from 50 exons.
GACCUCAACCGAUUAAUUUGUCUUCCCGUCUGUCUGUUUGUGUUUGUGUUUGUCCAGCAGUAGUGAUGGCGUCCUGUGACUUUAACCAGGACAGUGCACCAUUUUGCAAGUUCAGUCAGGACAGCACUGACAAUGGAGACUGGACGAGACACAAAGGUCCAACCCCAACACCUGACACCGGCCCAAGUGGAGAUUACCCUAAUGGAGAGGGUUUCUAUAUCUACCAUGAGUGUGACAAUGUGGCUAAUGGACAGAAAGUUCGUCUGCUGAGCCCUGCUCUCUCGUCAUCAGCCUCUCAAGUCUGUGUUCAGUUUCGAUACUACAUGUAUGGAGCAGACAAUAACAAUGUGUUGAGGGUUCUGUCAAAGAGGCAUGGCAGUGAAAGCGAGGUCUGGAAGAAGACAGGUAUCCAGAGUCCAUCCUGGCUGAAGGGUACUGUCACCGUGUUCAAACCCAGCAGCCAGAGCAUCAAUAUUGUGUUUGAGGCUCAGAGAGGCUUCAGUUCGUCCAGUGAUACAGCCCUGGACAACAUUGUCAUCACUGAAGGAGCAUGUCCCUCUUGUGUGUCUGGCUGUGACUUUGACGUUAUUGAUGACCUGUGUGGAUGGACGACUCAAACUGACAAUCCUGAUUUGUUUGGCUUCGAACAGUGGAAUGGGCAAACAGACACUGAAGGCAGUGGCCCUAAUGAUGACUUCUCCAAACCUGGCUUGGGCCUCUACAUGUUGAUGGACUCUUUUGAGGCUGUCCCUGGAGAAACGUCUCAAAUUAGAAGUCCUGUAAUGACCCCUUCCUCUGGAUGUCUGGACCUCACCUUUCACUACUACUUGUACGGCACCAGCACCACCAUGGAGCUCAGUGUCCACACCAUCACCACAGGUGGAAGCCUUGGACCUGCUCUCUUCACUGUCAGAGGAAACCAGGGUCAGGGCUGGAAGCCUGCAGAGGUCCGGUACGUGGGAAAUGCUGCAAUUCAGUUUGUGAUCGUGGGAACCUUUGGAGAAACUCCUGAGACGGACAUUGCUGUUGAUGCUGUGUGCGUCAUGGCAUGCACAGUGACAACUCCUAAACCACCAACUGCCGGUCCAUCAACACCUAAACCACCAACUGCCGGUCCAUCCACACCUAAACCACCAACUGCUGGUCCAUCCACACCUAAACCACCAACUGCCGGUCCAUCCACACCUAAACCACCAACUGCUGGUCCAUCCACACCUAAACCACCAACUGCCGGUCCAUCAACACCUAAACCACCAACUGCCGGUCCAUCCACACCUAAACCACCAACUGCCGGUCCAUCCACACCUAAACCACCAACUGCCGGUCCAUCAACACCUAAACCACCAACUGCCGGUCCAUCCACACCUAAACCACCAACUGCCGGUCCAUCAACACCUAAACCACCAACUGCCGGUCCAUCCACACCUAAACCACCAACUGCCGGUCCAUCAACACCUAAACCACCAACUGCCGGUCCAUCCACACCUAAACCACCAACUGCCGGUCCAUCAACACCUAAACCACCAACUGCCGGUCCAUCCACACCUAAACCACCAACUCCCGGUCCAUCAACACCUAAGCCACCAACUGCCGGUCCAUCCACACCUAAACCACCAACUGCCGGUCCAUCCACACCUAAACCACCAACUGCCGGUCCAUCAACACCUAAACCACCAACUGCCGGCCCAUCAACACCUAAACCACCAACUGCCGAUCCAUGUCCUCCUAAUGCUGAGUAUAUAGAAUGUGGUCCUGCUUGUAUCCCUACCUGUAUGGAACCUUCCACCAACUGUUCUGGUUCCUGUAUCACUGGCUGUUUCUGCAAACCAGGAUUUGUCUUCAAGGGACGGCGCUGUGUGCCACUAGAGAAAUGUGGCUGUCUUGAUGACCAUAAUAAUUAUUACGAGCCUGGCGAGAUUAUAUUUGGAGAUGGCUGUUCAAAGCUGUGUCGCUGUGCAGGGAACUACACCUUGGAAUGUGUUGAUAACUCUUGUGACCCCACUGAAGAGUGUCGUGAAGUCAAUGGUGUUGCAGGCUGCUAUCCUAAAGGUACAUCCUCAUGCAUUGCAUCCGGAGAUCCCCACUACACCACCUUUGACAAGCGCAAGUACAACUUCAUGGGCAACUGCAGCUAUUUGAUGUCCGGACCCUGCAAUGAUACAACUCUGCCAUACUUUGAGGUCCAUGCAGACAAUGAAAAUCGCUUUAACAGGCCUGACAUCUCCUACCUGAAGGCUGUACAUGUAUAUGUAAGCACAGUGAAGAUCUCUAUCCUCAAAGGCGGCACUGUGCAGGUGAAUAGGACGAAUGUAAACCUGCCAGUGACUCCGGCCCUGGGUGUCUCUGUGUUUAAAUCAGGAAAGCACUACACUGUGUCCAUGGACUUUGGUGUGACUGUUCGUUAUGAUGGAAACCACUUCAUGGAUAUUAAAGUGAUCAAAGAUUAUAAAAACAAGCUGUGUGGACUGUGUGGAGACUACGAUGGAGAUUCCAAAGACGAUUUCCGUAAACCAGAUGGGUCACUGACCACCAAUGCCAAUGAUUUUGGACAAAGCUGGAACACGGACCCAGAGUGUAAUAAGAAACCCAACACCACCAUCCCUGAAUGUGAAGGAGAGCAGGAACUGUAUGAGAGCUCUGGAUACUGCGGCAUGCUGCUGGACAAAAAGGGUCCUUUCGCUGUGUGCCACGCCAAAGUCAACCCAAAUAAUUACUUCAGGGACUGUGUGUUUGACCUGUGUGAGCUGGAUGGAGCCAAGCCCAUUCUGUGUGAAGCCAUAGAAGCCUACGUCAAUGAGUGCCAGGACCGUGGGGUUAACGUUGGACCCUGGAGGAAUGAAACCUUCUGCCCUCUGAGCUGCCAACCCAACAGCCACUAUGAGCCCUGUGCAGACCCCUGUCAGGAGACAUGUACUGGGAAACCUCCUUCCUGCAGUGGGCCCUGCUCUGAGGGCUGUGUGUGUAACCCUGGCUACGUCCUGAGCGCCGGCAAGUGCGUCAAGAAGAGUUCAUGUGGCUGCACAUACAACGGCCAGUAUUAUGAGCACGGAGACGAGUUUUAUUUGAAUGACUGUAAGCAGAAGUGUAGGUGCAAUUCUCCAUCCGUUACCUGUGAAACCACUGAAUGCCCCCCAAUGCACGAGUGUAAACUCCAGGAAGGAGAGCUGGGCUGCUAUCCCACCAGCUCCCAGGACUGUGUGGUUUCCGGAGAUCCUCACUACAACACGUUUGACAAGAAGUUCUACACUUUCAUGGGAACAUGCACCUACACAUUGGCCAGAACCUGCCAGAACAACACCGGUCCUUGGUUCUCAGUGGAGGCGAAGAAUGAGGAGAGAGGAGUAAAAGGUGUCUCCUACCUGAGGAAACUCUACGUCACUGUGAACGGAGUCACCGUGACCCUGAUGAAAGCCAGGAAGACACUGGUGAACGGACGGCGAGUGGCCCUGCCUCACUCCCCCUCUCCUCUCAUGUCUAUCAGCCUCGCUGGUCAGUACAUCACCCUGCAGACGCCCUUCGGCCUCAAGGUGCGCUGGGAUGGAAACCAUUACGCUCAGAUCUCAGUUCCCAGCUCCUACAAGGACCAGAUGUGUGGUCUCUGUGGUGACUAUGAUGGGAACCCAAACAACGACUUCACCAAACCAGAUGGCGUUCUGGUAGGAAAUGUCAAUGACUUUGGGAACAGCUGGCAGACAGAAGAAGAUGAGGAUGACUCGUGUACCCCCGGCACCAAGCCUGACCCAGACUGUGACCCCAAACUUGAAGCUGAGGUGGUGAAACCAGACAAAUGUGGCAAAAUCAAAGACCCUGCUGGACCCUUCAGGGAGUGUAUCAGUGUGGUGAAUCCCACUCCGUUCUUCCAGAGCUGUGUGUUUGACAUGUGUCAGUUCAACGGCCAGCAGCAUGUGCUGUGCGACCAGCUCCAGGCCUACACCGACGCCUGCCAGAGCGCCGGAGCCAAAGUCCACCCGUGGAGGACUAAAGACUUCUGUCCCCUGGCCUGUCCUCCCAACAGCUCCUACUCCCUGUGUGUGAGUUCGUGCCCUGAGACGUGCCUCGGCGUGGUCGGACCAUCCGGCUGUGAGGACGUGUGCGUGGAGGGCUGUGAGUGUAACCCUGGCUUCAUCCUCAGCAACGACAAGUGUGUCUCAGUGAGAGACUGUGGCUGUGUGGACCCCAGUGGAGGCUAUCACCCUGUGAAUGAUAACUGGUACUUGGAGGGUUGUGAACAGGAGUGUGUGUGUCACAGUGGAGGUUUGAUCCAGUGUCACAACACCAGCUGUAAACCAGCCACUGAGAGCUGCCAGCUAGUUGAUGGAGAAUAUGAAUGUCGUCCUCUGGGAAAUGGUAUCUGCUCAGUAUCUGGUGACCCUCACUAUACCACCUUUGACAAACACACCCACCAUUAUAUGGGAGCCUGCUCCUACACCCUGACCAAACCCUGCAACGCCUCCUCCGGCAUGCCGUACUUCACUGUGGACACCCAGAACGAGCACAGAGGAAGUAAUAAGAAGGUUUCCUACGUCAGGGCAGUGGUGAUCAAUGUUAGUGGUGUGACUGUCAUCCUCGGCAAGGGCCGCACUGUCCAGGUCAAUGGGACAGUGGUCGUCCCACCUGUCACCUCCAUCAGUGGAGUUAAGAUCUACUUGAGCGGCAAGUUUGUUGUGCUGGAGACAUCCUUCGGCCUGAGGGUGCGCUUCGAUGGAAACCACCACGCUGACGUCACCUUGCCAACCUCCUACAACGGCCUGCUCUGUGGCAUGUGUGGAAAUUUCAAUGGAAACUCCAAAGAUGACAACUUAAAACCAGACAACACACCAGCAGCUAACACCAAUGAACUGGGAGACAGCUGGCAGGUUCCUGACCCGCGGCCUGACUGCACCAACGGUGGAGGACAGGAAGACUGUGAUGAAAAGGUGGAGGAGGAGGCCAAGAAGCCCACCAGCUGCGGCAUGAUAAAGGAUCCCAAUGGUAUCUUUAAGCCCUGCCAUGCUGUCGUGCCUCCCGAGCCGUACUUUGGAAACUGUGUGUACGACAUGUGUGCCACUGGAGGUCAGACCGUGGCUCUGUGCCAGGCCAUAGAGAGCUACGCUGACAUGUGUGCUGCUGCAGGAGUCCCCAUCGCAUGGAGAAACAACACCUUCUGUCCUCUGAAGUGCCCCCCAGGCAGUCACUACGAGCCGUGCGGCCCCGCCUGCUCCCAGCCCAGCUGUCAGAACCCUGCAGGCUCCGGCGGCUCCUGCAACCAGCCCUGCGUGGAGGGAUGCGUCUGCAACCCCGGCCUCAUCCUCAGUGGAGAUAAAUGUGUGCCGCUCAGCGAGUGUGGGUGUACUGAUGGAGAUGGAAACUAUAAACCAGUGGGAGACAGCUGGUUCACUGAGAAGGACUGCUCAGAGCGCUGCAAGUGUAACGGCAACAACAACGUCACCUGUGAGCCCUGGCAGUGCAGCCCUGCACAGGAGUGCAAAGUUGUAGAAGGAGUACUGGACUGCCAUUCUACAGGUAAAGGAGUGUGCCACGUGGCUGGAGAUCCUCACUACUACACCUUUGAUGGCUUGAUGCACACGUUCAUGGGCACCUGCACUUACACUCUGGUCGAGGUGUGUAAUGCCACCAUGGUAACUCCCUUCAAGAUAGUGGCUAAAAACGAGGAGCGUGGUCAACCAGAGGCCUCCUAUGUUCGUUCUGUCAAAGUCUACCUGCCUCAUGACACUGUGGUUGAACUGCAGAAGAGUCGCAGAGUUCUGCUGAAUGGACGGCGGGUGAAAACCCCAGUUUCCAUUGCCGCGGCCGGAGCCAAGGUGAUCACUAGCGGCUCCUACAGUCUGCUGGACACAAACUUUGGUCUGCAGGUGAAGUUUGACGGAGUCCAUCACCUGGAGAUCACUGUUCCUGGAGAAUACUUCAACAAGCUGUGUGGCAUGUGUGGAAACUACAACCACAACUCCUCUGAUGACAACCUGAUGCCCAACAAAAAACCAGCCAAGGAUGUGAUAGAACUGGGCAACAGCUGGAAAUCUGAUGGAGACAGCGAUCCUGGCUGUCAGCCAGACACUCGUCCGGACAUCCACCCUAACUGCACCGCAGAAGAAGAGAAGCUGUACGAGGCUCAGUGUGCCGAGGUCAUCCUCUCAGACCGCUUCAAGCCCUGCCACUCUCUGGUGCCCCCCGAGGCCUUCCUGGGUAACUGCAUCUACGACAUGUGCGAGUACGACGGCAUGCAGGCGACGCUCUGUGACAACGUGGAGGCGUACGCUCAGGCCUGCCAGAGCGCUGGAGUCACCAUCAGCUGGAGGAACAACACCUUCUGUCCCGUGCCCUGUCCUCCUAACAGCCACUACUCAGAGUGCACCGCCCCCUGCCCCCCCACCUGCUCCGACCUCUUCCCCAUGUUCUGCCACCUCCCUCCCACCACCUGUGUGGAGGGCUGUCAGUGUGACGCCGGCCACGUCCUCAGUGAUGGCAAGUGUGUUCCUCUGAACAAAUGUGGCUGUCUGGACACAGAUGGAGAGUACCAUGAUGUGGGAGACUCCUGGCUGACAGAUAAAUGUGCUGAUUUAUGCACCUGUAACCUUGGUGGCAAAAUCACAUGUAAGGACCACAGCUGUAAUUCCAACUCAGUGUGUGCUCUGGACAAAUAUGGAGACCUCUACUGCAAACCCACCAAGUUCGACAAGUGCAGCAUCUCUGGGGAUCCUCACUACCGAACAUUUGAUGGUUUCACCCAUCACUUCCAGGGUCCCUACACCUACGUCCUGACUCAGGGCCACAACCUGCAGAACUCUCUGUCGCCCCUGGUGGUGAGAGGGAAGAACAUCAGACGAGGAGGGAACAGGAGGGUGUCGUUCCUGGAUCAGAUGUACAUUGACGUUUAUGGUGUCAAUGUUUGCUUCCUGCAGAAAAAGAAAGUCCUGCUGAAUGGGGAGCGUGUUGCACCUCCUCUCACUCCAGUCGAAGGUUUGACCAUCACCAUGAACUCCAGGCAGGUCCAGCUCACCACUGACUUUGGACUCACUGUGCGCUUCGAUGGCAGCAGUCGCGGAGAAAUCGUACUGCCCAGCACCUAUAGAAACUCUGUCAGAGGGCUGUGUGGAAAUUACGACGGCAUCACCAGAAACGAGUACAUGAAGCCGGACGGAACAGUGGUCAGGAACCUGGACACAUUUGGAGAAAGCUGGAGGGUCAGUGACCGACAGGCGGAUCCACUGAAGAUCUUCAACCUUCCUCACACAGUCCACAGGCGAGAGGUGGAGACUGAUCCAGAUUCAGGAUUUGAGACAUCAGGCUGCUCUCAGUCUCAGCUCAAUGACUACAGCAGUGUGACUAAGUGUGGAGCGCUGUCUGACUCCAAGGGGCCUUUUGCUGCCUGCCAUGAGACGCUGAAACCUCAAACCUAUCAGGAUGACUGUGUGUUUGACCUGUGUGCUGAGGAUGGCAGUGCUGCGCUGCGUUGUGCGAGUUAUGAAGCAUACGCUGCAGCCUGUCAGGAGGCUGGAGUCAAACUUGGACCCUGGCGGAAGCAACUGGACUGUGUCCUCUCCUGUGUUGCCAACAGCACCUACUCUUCCUGUAUGUCACCUUGCCCCGCCUCCUGUGCCGACCUGGCAGCGCCGUCCGAUUGUGACGCCACUUCCUGCAUGGAGGGAUGCCAGUGUGCCGCAGGCUUCGUGAUGAGCGAGGGAACCUGCGUGCCAUACACACAGUGUGGCUGCACCUUCCUCGACAGAUACUAUACUCUGAAGGAGAAGUUUGUGACGGAGGACUGUUCUCAGGACUGUGAAUGCACCGCCACCGGUGCUGUGUGCCAGCCCAAGACCUGCCAGGCCGGCCAGGUCUGCGCCAUCUUUGACUUCAAACGGGACUGCUUCAAAGCGAGUCCCUGUCUCAGUUACCCCUGUCUGAAUGGAGGAAUUUGUUUGGACGCCCUCAACAAUACAUACACCUGUCAGUGUGCAGAAGGCUUCGAGGGUGCAAACUGUGAGGUGGAGAUCAUAGAGAGCGGAGGAUUGGAGACUAAGUGGAUUAUCCUGAUCGCAGUCCUGGCCGCAGUUGUCGUCAUCAUCAUUGUGACCGCCAUUGCUUGUGCUUGCAGAAAACAAUCCAAGAAAUACAAGUGCGAUGACAAGAAACUCCCUAUGAAACAAACAAGUGUUCCAUACCAAAACAUAGAUGACCAAAAAACUGAAAAAGCGUCUUCAAUGUGAUGACAAACUGUGUAUCUGAAUGUAUGAGGCGAACAUGAACACUGUUCUGAAGCUUAUUUAAUAGAAGAUUAAAAGAAAUGAAGGACGCCUUGUGAGAGUUGUGAAUAUUAUAGAUAUUGUUCUGUUGUUGUUUUGCUUUCUUAACUUAUGCUUUUGAAGAUGUAAUUUUAGUCAGAUGUGUGUGUUUAAUUAACAGGACAGUGGAAAUCUUGCUGUGUGUACCUGCAAGUGAAUAUUUACUUUCGGAAUUAAAUGCGUAUGUAAAAA